AUGGUUAUUAGCAUGGAUGUAAUGAAUGAAGAAGCAAAAAAUUUAAAGAAAUAUAAAGGUCAACGUUUUGCUGUUUUUAUACCUUCCGCUGAUUCACAUACUUUUGAAAGGCGAAAAGUCUUUGUUCCAGAUUCUGAAAGUAAACCGAUAACAAUUGGUAGAAGUGUAGGAAAAUCACGACCAAGUAAUGAUAAUGCGGUUUUUGAUUGUAAAGUUUUAUCUCGUCAUCAUGCUAUAAUGUGGUGGGAGGAAGGAACAUUUUAUAUUAAAGAUACAAAAAGUAGUAAUGGAACUUAUGUAAAUAAUGAACGUCUUUCUAAAACUGCCGAAGAAAGUGCACCAAAAGCAUUGUAUUCAGGAGAUAUAAUUCAAUUAGGUGUAGAAAUAAUUGACAGUAGUAAUAAAAUAUCUAGUGGAUGUAUAAUUGCUAUUCUUCAAUUUAUCAAUGGAAAUGAUGAAGAUAUUGCUUCUGUAAGACCAUUUGUUCAAAAACCAAUUAAACCUCCAAAAACGGAUGUAGGUGAUGGUAGUCAAGCUUCUUCCUCAAAUUUACCUAAUAUAACAGAAACAGAACUCUUUCAACUACAACAAUAUAUUAAAGAAGCAACUUAUAGGGAAAAAUUACUAAAUCAAAAAAUUCAAACACUUCAAGAAGCUGUUGUCUCUGCUGCAGAGGCUGCGGAAACAACUUGGAAUGCUGCAAUUAAUGAAGAAAGUAUGCUUGAAUAUAUUAUUUUACUUGAACAUCAACUUGCAAUAUAUUCUAAGUCAAUAACUCUUGAACAAGCAAAAGAUGAUCUUAAAAGAUUCCUGGAAUCCAAAACAAUAGUAGAUAAAAAUUAUAGAGAAACUUUUAAAGCUCUAAAAAAUAAAGAAAAUGCAGCCGUUGAAAGGGCAGUUGAGGCAGAAACAAAAAUUAUUUCUCUUAAAAAAGAUUUAGAAUUUUUAAAAAAAAAUUUAGAGGAAAGUGAAGAAAGGAAUAGACUAACUGAAAUAACAUGUAAAGAUUUAAAAAUACGUUUAAAAGCUAAUGAUGAUCGUUGUAAAGAACUUGAAGAAAAGAUAAAGGAUAUUAACCUUCAAUUUGAAAGCAGGGAUGUGCCAAUAACCGACUAUGUGAUGCAGGAUAGUUGCAAUAUGGAUUUACCAAGAAAUAAAGUUCCUGAAAAUAAUGAGUGUUUCAAACGUAUGGGAGUAGAUAAUGUUUCUCCUGCUGAUACUGAUCCUAUAACAAUAUCAACUGAAACAAAAGAAAAUGUGAAUAGUUUAUUAUUUCCAAUGAAUCAACACAUUAUGGAAUCAAAAGUUUUAUCAACAGCUUAUACUCAGACGUCAUUUGAUGAACCCGUUUUAGAUACUGUUCCGGUUGAGACAAUUUCCAAUCCUCCUACUAGUCGAAGUAGUGAUUGUUUUGAUGCUGAAAUAAAUACUUCAUUUUCUAUUGAAGAGAAUAUUUUAAAGAAAACUACUGACGGUUUCUCUCAAGUAUCUGAAUCUGAUUUUGAUACAUUUGAAAGAGUAUAUAGUAAUUUUAAUUCAUUCAACAAUGAUAUUGAUAUAUUGUUUAUUGUGAUUUUUCCAUUUGCUGCUUUCAUUCUAACUCUCUAUGCCAAUGUUAUAAUGCGACGUUCUUAUAUUUUAUAUCCUUAUAUUAUAUAG
Molecule: messenger RNA, 1659 nt
Organism: Strongyloides ratti
Lineage: Eukaryota; Metazoa; Nematoda; Chromadorea; Rhabditida; Strongyloididae
Product: Sarcolemmal membrane-associated protein
Exons: 3
Coding region: 1-1659 (552 amino acids)
Molecular function (GO): protein binding
Source: RefSeq, a predicted model, not a curated record